AUGCACACUCCCGAGAAGCGCCGCGGCGGGAGCCAUGUUCUGCGCACCGGCCCAGCGCACUCCUCCGGGAGACAUGGUACAGGCGGCGCCGGCAGCAGUGCCAACAACGCGAGCAGCGGCACCGGCAGCGGCAACCUGCCGGCCUUGCCGCCACGAGCGGCCAUGGUAAACAGCAACGUGGCCACGGCCGACGACGCACAAGAAGUUGCCAACAACGGGGGCGGGCCGUCCGGCGGCGGCGGCAGCGGCUCAGGCGGCGGCGUGUCUCUGUCUGAUCGCCGCGACAAGGACAAAGACAAAGACAAGGACGGCGGCGGCGGCGGGCGGCCCAACUCGAGCACCGGGCACUACGGCGGUCGCGGGGGCUCCGACAAGCACGCGCGCGACGCGGCGAACCUCCACCGCGAGCAGCUGCGGGAGCGCGACGAGAAGAUCGCAGCGCUCGAGGCGGAGAUGGCGCUCAUGGAGAGCGAGUUCCACCGGGAGCUGGACAAGCUGUCCCAAAACGAAAGCGAGACGGCGACGUUCUGGCAGGCCAAGCACAGCGCGCUGAACCAGCAGUUCCUGCGGACCGACACGGAGCUGCGGCUGCUGCGGGCCGAGGUGGACGUGCGCGAGGCGGAGCGCGCGGAGCUGCGCCAGGGCUGGGAGGUGCUGCGGCGUGAGCUGCGCGAGCGCGACGAGGAGGUGCGCAGCCUGCGCGGCCAGAUCCGCGGCCUCAAGGAGUUUGUGAGCACGAGCACCCGCACGGGGUCGCAGACGAGCGACGAGGUGUUUGGCGACGGCAUGGCGCGCCUCGGCAACGGGCUGCAGAACUGGGUCAUAAUGCACUUUCGAAAGGCCAAGCUGGACUUGACCAAGGUGGACGAGGCGACGCUUGCCGAACUGAGCGAGCUAGUGCCCAUGUACGAGGACCUGGUUCUCACCUCCAAAGUCCACCUCCUGCAGUCUCUCGUGUCGAGAAUCCUCGUCGAGAUGGUCUUUGACGCCUACUUUGUGGGGCUGUCGACGGAGCAAACGCGGUCCUUUCGGCAGAUGGAGGAUCUGCUCUGCUCGUUCUCCGCCUCCGACGAGGCCGUCAACCAGUGGCGCUCGUCCACGCUCGCCCUCCUGCGCCGCGACCCCCACCAGAUGCUGCACGACGAGACGAGCAGCUUCGUCGAGGCCGUCAUUGCGCGCGUGAACCGCCUUCUGGACGCCAUUGCCCCCAGUGGUCCGCCCUCAGAACCCAAUAACCCUUCCCCCUCCGCCACCGGCAGCUCACCCGGUGUCAGCAACAGCAACACUACCAACAACAACAGUAAACCAUCAUCAUCAUCGUCCUCGGCCCGCGACUCGGCCCUCCGCGUCCUCGUUAACAACUCGGUCGAGCUCGCGCGGCUGCUCGUGGUGCAAAAGGCGGUGCUGCGCGUGCACAUGCCCGUCGUGCUGCCGCACCAGCGCGUCCUGUUCGAGCCCGAGACCAUGGAGGACGUGGGCGGCGAGGACGAGGACGCGCUCGCCCGCAGGGAGAUUUGGUGCGUCGUCUUCCCCGGUGUCAUCAAGCACGGCGACGAGAACGGCGGGCAGAUGCAGUUCCGCAACGUCAUUGCCAAGGCGAGGGUGCUGUGCAGCCCCGAGGAGUGA
This is a messenger RNA of Purpureocillium lilacinum, 1626 nucleotides long. RefSeq lists its product as uncharacterized. Lineage: Eukaryota; Fungi; Ascomycota; Sordariomycetes; Hypocreales; Ophiocordycipitaceae. The record is from RefSeq and is a predicted model, not a curated record.